AAAUGGGUUCCACAAGUUGUCUCGGGUCCAUCCUUCGCGGUUUCUUCUUUGUAUGUGACAUAUGCCUCCUCCACCUUGUUGAUCAUCUCAAUAUCAUGAGCAUCACAUCAACACUACUUUGAAUACUCGCAUUGCAACAAACUCUUCAAGCUCAAUCCAACUCCAUAUUCCUUGCACCACAAAGUCCUAUCAACGCCAAUUGUAUUGCCUUCAACGAACCUUCCAACAAAAAUCUUUGCUGAUCUCUCAAACUCAGUUAGUGCCAAAAAAAUGUGGGGAAGCAUAAAAUUUGGAUAGAGGGGACAAUCUGGGGUUGAGGAUUUUGACAAGUAGUGGGGUUGGUUGUUCAGUUGAAGUACUAUAUUAUGGAGGAAUUUUUGUUUUGGGGGUUGAGAAAAUGGAAAGAGGAGAAAAUUCUGCUGUGAAAAAGAAUGCAAGGUCAUGUGUUGAGCACUAGAGCUUUGCUUAAUUUAUGUUUUCAAUUUCAACCAUAAUGCUGCAGGUUUGGUCAUAGAGAAAUACUUCAAGGUUACAAGUUGUAAAGUGGCUAAUACUACAAGGGCGUUUGCUAGAGGAGAAAUUUUUUUAAAUCCGAAAAAUAAUCAUUACCAGAAUGCGCUGUUUUAUUGAAUCUGGCUUAGUGGCUCUCUGCCGCUGCACACAAGUGGAGAAGCCUGUCAACCCUUGCAAACUGCAAAGGCAGUUUAAGGUACAAGAGAAUCUGCCAUGGAAUUAACUUGUGCUGCUAGUGCCAUGGAAUGGAGCAUCCAACUUGAGAAGGGCCUUCGUUCUAGUAAACCAGAUGUACCUGUCAAAGCCAUAUUGCAGAUGGUGCCCCACCUUCAGCAAUGGAGUAGAGAGCUCGAAUCUGGCAUUGCUUCGAAUGCCAUGUUUGGUCUUGUGCCAGGAGAAGAUAGGCUAUUUGCCAAUGCCAUCCUGUUACGCCUUGCUGAUGCCUUUAGGGGAGGUGACAAAGAAAUCAGGGUUUCUGUUGUUAAGGUUUUCUUGAUUGAACGAAAGCAUCCUGAUAAUGGGAAGCAUAAGCAGUGUAAAGGGUUACUGUCAAAGGCCAGAGUAGCUAACCACUUGGAGUUGUUGAAGCGAGUGAAAUCUGUUUAUGACAGUGGGGAUUUGGAGUCCAAGGCACUGGCUUUGGUUCUGUUUGGUUGUUGGACUGAUUUUGCCAAUGACAAUGCUCAGAUACGAUACUUGAUACUUUCGAGCCUUGUUUCUCCUCACGAUUGUGAGGUAAGAGCAUCAUUGUUUGCUGCUGGAUGUUUUUGUGAGAUAUCAGAUGAUUUUGCAUGUAUUACAUUGGAGAUGCUGUUAAAUAUGAUGAAUUCACCUGCAGUUUCGUUGCCUGUAAAGUUGGAUGCAGCACGAGUUUUUACAAAAUUGAAGUGCUCAUAUUCAGUUGCAACUAAAGCAUAUAAGACCGGUCUAGAGUUGAUAUUAAGUUCUUCAAAUGAAGAUUUGUUGGUAGCUCUGCUAUUUUCAGUUUCAAAACUGGCUUCAGUUUCUACACUUCUCACCUCCAAUCUGGUGGACUAUCUUCUUUCAUUUCUCAAACGAGAAAUAACUUCACAUGUACAAGAAACAGCAGUAAGUUGCUUGAAUUUUUUAAUCAGAAAAGGAGUAUGUCAGUAUACUCCAGCUCUAAAGCUUUGUUGUAGCACUUCCUUCCAGGUCCUGGAAGGACAGACCCUGGAGCAGUCACCAUCCGAAUAUCAAGCUGGGAAAUAUGAUUGGACAGAUGAUGAAAUUGUUGUUCUGAACAAGUUGUUUUCGGAUUCCGGAGUACAUUUUUAAAGUAAUGUGGCUUACUUGGCAUUAAUAUAAACUUUUUAAUUAAAUACAAAAUUCUGAGGUAUUAAUGUGCAUUUUUUUUAUUGAAAAUUUAAAUU
Gastrolobium bilobum is the source of this 1904-nucleotide messenger RNA. RefSeq lists its product as uncharacterized. Gene Ontology annotation, cellular component: integrator complex. Gene Ontology annotation, biological process: snRNA 3'-end processing. Bases 727 to 1809 code for a protein of 360 amino acids. NCBI's taxonomy places the organism in Eukaryota, Viridiplantae, Streptophyta, Magnoliopsida, Fabales, Fabaceae. The transcript is spliced from 8 exons. The record is from RefSeq and is a predicted model, not a curated record.